Molecule: messenger RNA, 696 nt
Organism: Saitoella complicata NRRL Y-17804
Lineage: Eukaryota; Fungi; Ascomycota; Saitoellomycetes; Saitoellales; Saitoellaceae
Exons: 1
Coding region: 218-586 (122 amino acids)
Source: RefSeq, a predicted model, not a curated record
GUCAGCACACACAGUCACUCAAGCAACCGAGGAAAAGUGUUCUGACCUGCGAAAGAAUUGGCGACAUUAACCACAGACUCAUUGUUUUGCCCGAGGAGGACACCGACGACACGUUUCUUCGUGCCCUUUGCUGAGCGGUUGUAGUGGUCGACUGCGGAGAGGAGGACGAGGGGGUGGACGACGACGCGUUUCUCUGAGAGUGCAAUUGUUUCUGUUGAUGUUGCUGCUGGCAUUGUGGUCUGGUGGAGGGGGAUUAACUGGAGGUGUCUACCUGUGCUCGCGCUGCGUGUGGGUGUUGGUGAUCCGUUACGUACGCUGGAAUGCGGGCUGGAGGGGUACUGCGUCAUCAGUGACGAAGACUACAAGAGGAAGUGGUCAUUGUUUUACGAAUUAUCGUCAUUUCAGUUCAAAUGGCAUUGACUUCAUAGCUUUCACCCUCACCACCCGCUCACCACCAGGCGGUUCCGAACGUCAAGUAUCGGUAUCGGAGCUCGAGCCUCGCCGGGGCAUCGAGGGAAUCUCUAGAUUUUGGUUUGUCGACCCUGCGAAAAUACUAUUUCAACCCCGACACAACCACAAUGGUUGACCAAAUCGCCCACUUGAGCCAAAAGGUCGCUGACCUCGUCGCCCGUACCGAGGAGUUCAAGCUUGAUCUGGAUCGGUCCUCCGGGCUUGGGAGCUGGUGAGAACAUGUUA